Molecule: messenger RNA, 926 nt
Organism: Drosophila innubila
Lineage: Eukaryota; Metazoa; Arthropoda; Insecta; Diptera; Drosophilidae
Gene: Mp20
Product: muscle-specific protein 20
Exons: 3
Coding region: 101-655 (184 amino acids)
Molecular function (GO): protein binding
Source: RefSeq, a predicted model, not a curated record
GCAUACGCCCUGUGAACUGGCAUCAGUGUAGGCUUGCAAUAGCUUUGGUGAAGAUCAUACAAACCGACUAAACCUCCCCCAAUAACAAAUCACAAACAAAAUGUCUCUUGAACGUGCUGUUCGUGCCAAGAUUGCCGGCAAACGCAAUCCCGAGAUGGACAAGGAGGCCCAGGAGUGGAUUGAGGCCAUUCUCGGUGAGAAAUUCCCCGCUGGUCAGGCAUACGAGGAUGUGCUCAAGGACGGCCAGGUGCUCUGCAGUCUGAUCAACAAACUGUCGCCCAACGCCGUUGCCAAGGUCAACUCAUCUGGUGGCCAGUUCAAGUUCAUGGAGAACAUUAACAACUUCCAGAAGGCAUUGAAGGAAUACGGUGUACCCGAUAUUGAUGUCUUCCAGACCGUUGACUUGUACGAAAAGAAGGACAUUGCCAACGUUACCAACACCAUUUUCGCUCUGGGCCGUGCUACCUACAAGCAUGACGACUUCAAGGGUCCCUUCCUGGGCCCCAAGCCCGCCGAUGAGUGCAAGCGUGACUUCAGCGAGGAGCAGCUGAAGGCUGGCCAGACCAUUGUUGGCCUGCAGGCUGGCUCAAACAAGGGUGCCACACAGGCUGGCCAGAACUUGGGCGCUGGCCGCAAGAUCUUGCUCGGCAAGUAAAUCCGCCUGGGGUUCUCAUUAAUUGUGUCAAUCUUUCUAUCAUUUUUUAUUAAAUCUAUGUUUAAUUGUUAAGUUUAAAUGCAACAUUAAACCAACAAAAAAUAUUCCUCACUCACAAAAACAAAGAAAAACAUACACACACACUUACACAAAUGCAAAUGCACAUGCAACAACACAAAGGCUUGUAGAUGCGCCUUAUAUUAAGUAUACGCCUAAGUUUAUUUAUACAAAAAUAAAGAUGAUGAAAAUGUGGAGAAAAUGUAAAUGAAAA